CUGAGGUGCGCCAUGAGUAUUGUGAGACAGAUCUUCAUCAACUAUGCGAACAACCAACAGGCCUACUAUCCUGGCCAGACCGUCUCCGGUAACGUAUUUCUUGAAAUCGUUCAACCCUUGGCGCCGAAGCGAGUCAGUGUGGUGCUGCGCGGUCGUGCACACGUAUACUGGACGGAAACCAGCGGCACUGGAGAUGACAGACGAACACACACGUAUUCCGACAAUGAACAGUACUUCGACCAUGCAAUCGUCGUGUGGCCUAGUGCGCUAAGUGCAGACAGCCCUGCCAUACUUCCACCGGGGAUGCACUCGUUUUCGUUUACUUUCAGUCUUCCUCUCGGCAUACCGUCUUCGUUUGAGUUGUCUACCUAUAGCACGGCUUAUAUUAGAUAUUGGAUCGUGGCAAACGUGGAUUUGGGAUCCUCUCAGUUCAAGUGCCAGAGACCUUUCACUGUCAUUGAGUACAUCGAUGUGAAUGAACACCGCCUGCUUGUUCCUAUGCGCAGUGAAAAUGAAAAGAUGAUUUGCUGUUUGUGCUGUGAAUCGGGCCCAUUGAGGUUACAGGCUAGUAUUGACAGAGUCGGCUUUUGUCCCGGCGAAGCGGUCGUUGUAUCUGCUACUGCUGAGAAUAUUACAAACCGAGUAAUGCGUGGCAUUCGGGUUUCAUUGAUUGCCGUAACCAGACGUACUGCUCAUGGGGCAUCGAGUAUGAUAAGCCGAACGGUAUGUGAACUGAUGGGAGAGGUGAUCGCAGUUGGUGCGACCGACAGGUGGGAGAACCGAAGAUUCCCGAUCCCACCGGUGCCACCCUCGAUCAAGACAUGUCGCAUCAUUGAUCAAUCUUACUACAUACAACUAAGUGUUGUUGUGCCAAACGGUUUCAAUCUCAGUAUGCAUUUUCCAAUAGUAAUCGGUACCGUUCCACUACGUCAAGACAUUCCACGACCUCUUCAACAGGUGAUGCAUGUCGAGAGCAGAACAGAGAAUUGGCUUCAGCUUCCGGAAUCAUCAAUCACUUCUCAGGUGUCUUCAACUGUUCCAGUCCACCCACCACCAUAUGCAGAAGCCACCGGGAUCACAGUUGAUAUUAGAGACAAUGAUGAUCGUAACGCUAUGGGUGUUGUUCAGUACACACCUCUGUUACCAUUCGUUUCUUCAGAAAGGCCUACUGCUAAUGACCCAUUCCAUGUUGACGUUUCUUUGCAACCUCACAGCUUUGAGAUGCCGGGUCCAUUGCAAUAUGACCAGACGCUACCUGACUCUGCCCAACAAAAUAUCCCCGUACAUGGUGAGAAGCAGCAUCACUCAGAUCCCUAUGUCACACCCCAGGCAGAGCCGUUUGGCGAUUCACACAUCGUAGGGUCUGAUGCUAUACCUAUGCAACUCAUCGAACCACACUCUGUACAGGACAUGCACGAUAAAGCAUAGAUGGACACGUUUUUGAGUCGUCAGUGUGCUGCACUGCAAAUAGGCGAUUCAGCACUGCACUAUAGUUCACCAAGAGAAUUGUAGAAAUCACUGGGUUUACCACUACUCCCUGCAGAUAGGAGGAUGUAAUAGAUUAUAAAGGAGUCUAGCAACUAUUUGUGUUUGAGUUUCAACUUUGAGUAAUGAAAGAAUUUCAG
Molecule: messenger RNA, 1625 nt
Organism: Corticium candelabrum
Lineage: Eukaryota; Metazoa; Porifera; Homoscleromorpha; Homosclerophorida; Plakinidae
Product: arrestin domain-containing protein 3-like
Exons: 1
Coding region: 13-1428 (471 amino acids)
Biological process (GO): protein transport
Cellular component (GO): cytoplasm
Source: RefSeq, a predicted model, not a curated record